AUGUACCUGUUCGAGCUGGCGACGACGGGGACGAUCUCGUUUGGCGACUUUGUGUCGAGUGCGCAGCUGGUCUCGCAAGUUGGCGAGGCGACGCAGCUGCGUGCGCGCGUACGUGCCGUUCUCAAGGAGCACCGCGCGGGCGCCUCCACCACUCGAUCCACAUCCAGCAGCAAAGACGACCUUCGCAGCGGCACAGAUGCUGAAGCCAUCCCGGCGUCCGACUGGAUGCGCAUCGUGACGGCGCUGGAAGAGUACCUGCCGUCGGUGGUGGGGGUGUUCAACUGCGUGCAGACGGACGAUUUGCUGCUGCGGUACGAGCCGGUGUUUUCGUGGCGCACGAGCAUCUCGUCGACGCGCUUCCGCGGGCCGCAACGCGUCGAGCUGCCCGGACUGCACUAUGAGCUCGCCUGGGUGCUGGUCACCUAUGCGCUGGCUCUGGCGAACUUUGCGGCAGCGACGGUGCAUGGUCUGGGAGCCUUCGAGCGCGACCGCAGUCUCAGCGCGGACGAGCGUCGCGUGAAGGAUGAGCGGCUGCGGUGGGGGGCAGAUACACUGUGCCGCGCGAGUGGGGUGUUGGUGUAUGUGUCCGAGGAGCUGCUGCCGCAAUGGCGCGAUGCGGCGGGGGCUAUGGAUGUCCCACCGGACCUGACGGGGGAAGCAACGCUGGCGCUGAGCAAGAUUUGUAUGGCCGAAGCGCAGGCACUGGCGAUCCGCAAGCUCGUCUCGCCCAGCGUGGCGAGUGCGGUGGAUACGGUCACGCCGGGACCGCCAUUGCCAAAGUCGCACCCGAGUGUAAGCCUGCUUGCCAAGCUGCAUCUGCACGUGGUCGAGGAGUUGGAGAGUGCACUGGGAUUGCUCAAGACGCUCAAGGAUCGUGGCGGCAACAGGUCGGGUAGGAGGGAUGCGGAGGGACUCAGUGCGAACCACGAGCAUGAACUGGCGCGACGCGUGUCGGCGACCAACGAAGACCUCGUGCCUGGUGCGGACAAGAAGAAGAUGUUUGGCAAGCUGCGUCUGGGCAAAGACAAGGCGAAAGAUGAUGUGCCCUCGGCGACGACGGGGGUCGGGGGAGAUUUGGAUGUUUCCUCGUCGCUGCUGGCGCAUGUGAGGUCGAGUCUGACGCUGCACCGUGCGCUGGCGUACAAGUGGCUCGGCAUCGAUGCGGGCGAAAACUCGAACCGCGUCGGCGAAGCGAUCGCGCUGCUGACGCUUUCCUCGUCGCUUCUCACGCCGUCUUCUGGCUUGCUGAAGCGCAAGGGUCAGGAGAGGGUGGGCGUGGAGGCGGCGACAGUGGAGCACUGGUUGCGGGCCUAUCGUCAACUCAACGAUACGGUGGCGUUCCAACCAGUACCACCGGUGGGCGAGGUGCAGAACAAGGUGCCCGCAGGCCGCGCUGCGCUGGCGAGCAAAAAGUUCAACCUGCCCACGCCGCGCUUCGGCCCAGGAAGCCAAGGUUACACCGGCCGGGGAUUCGAUAGCGAAGCGCUGCAUGCGCUCGAUGCCGACCACCCGGCGCGCGCCAAUCUUGUCGGUCUCACCACCAAACCUACCGACACAUAUGCAGGUCAUGGUGCCUACUACUGA
Messenger RNA from Moesziomyces aphidis, 1584 nucleotides. The record is from the annotation of a GenBank genome assembly. Lineage: Eukaryota; Fungi; Basidiomycota; Ustilaginomycetes; Ustilaginales; Ustilaginaceae.